CCUCCCCAGCCCUCCCUUCCCACGCCCCACUGCGCUGUGGGAUAGUGGCACUAUAAAGUAUAUCCUCUCUCGGCGAAAGAUAAGAAGCCCGAGACAGGAGGGGGAUGAAGAUGGCGGACGCCAAGCAGAAGCGGAAUGAACAGUUAAAGCGAUGGCUUGGCUCGGAAACGGACCAGGAGCCUCCUGUUUUGAAAAAGAAAAAGACGAAGGUGAAGUUCGAUGAUGGCGCCGUGUUUCUGGCCGCCUGUUCGAGCGGCGAUACCGAGGAGGUGCUCCGAAUGCUUGACCGGGGCGCUGACAUCAACUACGCCAAUGUAGACGGUCUCACCGCCCUCCACCAGGCAUGCAUAGAUGACAAUGUCGACAUGGUGACUUUCCUGGUGGAGCAUGGAGCCUGCAUCAACCAGCCUGAUAACGAGGGCUGGAUCCCACUCCACGCUGCAGCUUCCUGUGGAUACCUAGACAUAGCAGAGUAUCUCAUCAGCCAGGGUGCCAGUGUAGGAGUUGUAAACAGUGAGGGCGAGACGCCUCUGGACAUUGCCGAAGAGGAGGCAAUGGAGGAGCUCCUGCAGAAUGAGAUCAACCGGCAAGGGGUUGAUAUCGAGGCAGCCCGGAAAGAGGAGGAGCGCAUCAUGCUGAGGGAUGCCCGGCAGUGGCUCAACAGCGGCCAGAUCCAAGACGUGCGGCAUACGAAAUCUGGAGGAACGGCGCUCCAUGUAGCCGCCGCGAAGGGAUACGUCGAGGUUUUAAAGCUUUUAAUCCAAGCAGGGUAUGAUGUAAAUAUUAAGGACUAUGAUGGCUGGACUCCUCUACAUGCAGCAGCACACUGGGGCAAAGAGGAGGCCUGUAGGAUACUGGUUGAGAAUCUAUGUGACAUGGACAUCAUGAAUAAAAUGGGUCAGACUGCUUUUGAUGUAGCAGAUGAAGAUGUUCUGGGAUACUUAGAAGAACUACAGAAGAAACAAAAUCUGCUGAGAAGUGAGAAGAAAGAUGUUAAGAAAUCUCCUCUGAUUGAAACAACCACCACUGGGGACAACAAUCAAUCACUGAAGCCAAUCAAGAGCAAAGAAACGCUGCUUCUGGAGCCCGAGAAGAGCGCUCCUCGCAUCGAGACCUUAGAGCCAGAGAAAGUGGACGAAGAAGAGGAGGGUAAGAAGGAUGAAUCAAGCUGCUCUAGUGAAGAAGAGGAAGAAGAAGAUUCAGAAUCAGAGACUGAAGCAGCAGAAAAGAGCAAGCCCUCAGCAGCAGUGAGCAACAGCACAACACCAACCAGCGUCACGGUGUCUUCUCCAACUAGCCCAACUAACCAGGUGACGACCCCCACUUCACCAGUUAAAAAGGUCACUCAGCCUGCUGGAAAGGUCUCAACUAAAGUGGAGGAGGAGAGGAAGGAUGAGUCUCCAGCGUCCUGGCGUUUGGGUUUGAGGAAGACGGGCAGCUAUGGAGCGCUGGCCGAGAUCACUGCCACCAAGGAGGCACAGAGGGAGAAGGAUACCACUGGGGUUAUGCGUUCGGCCUCGAGCCCUCGCCUUUCCACAUCUCUGGACAACAAAGACAAGGAGAAGGAAAAGGAUAAAGGAACCCGUCUUGCCUAUGUGGCUCCAACCAUUCCCAGGAGACUGGCCAGUACUUCGGACAUUGACGAGAAGGAAAACAGGGACUCCACUGCUCUGAUACGUAGCGGCUCCUACACCCGGCGACGCUGGGAUGACGACCUGAAGAACAGUGAAGGAAGUGCCUCCACCAUCCGAACCCCCAGCUACCAGCGCAGCACUUCCCAUACGCUAGCGCUAGGGCGGAGCGGCAGCACGCGGGACGUGCCAGCCAAGUCUUCGUCAACCUCCAACUUGGACCCUAACACCUGUAAUACUAAACCUUGGCAGCCACCCACCUCCCACUACCCGUCUUACAGCAUUUACCGCAGCGGCUCAUUCGGCAGACGACACGAGGACUUGGGCUCCUCGACCACUUCCUCCGCCACGACCACCUCCACCUCCUCAUCUGUUACCUCGCCCACGGGCCAUCGUGGCCUGUACUCAAGCCUGGGCUCCUCCUCCACUCGCACUGGCUCCACCAGUCUCACCAGCAGGUACUGGUCAGAGGAGAGUGCAGAGAGGGAGAAGGAGAAGGAGUCGGCUGCUGUCGUCCCCACUAUAAACACUGGCUCUACUACGACCACCACGUCUACCACCACUACCACUGGCACUGGCACCGAAAGACGCAGGUCAUACUUGACUCCAAAGCGAGAUGAGGAGUCGGAGUCUCAGAGGAAAGCUCGCUCCAGACAGGCUCGACAGUCAAGGAGGUCCACCCAGGGUGUGACUCUGACUGAUUUACAAGAGGCUGAGAAAACAAUCGGCAGGAGUCGUACCACAAAGACUUGGGAGGAGGAGAAGGAGGAGAAAGAGAAGCAGGACAAGGAAAAGCAAGAGGAGAAGAAGGAGACUGAGACGAAGGACGAUGAUUACCGAUACAAGUACCGCACCUACGAUGAGCGGUCAAGGCCUUCAUCUUCUUCCACCUCCACCAUUUCCUCAGUCAGCACUGCCUCCACCCCUUCCUACUCUAGCACCACGUCCUCCAGUUCUAGCUCCCUCAACAGGCCUAACAGUCUGACGGGGAUAACCUCCUCCUAUAGCCGUUCCUCCAGAGAUACAGAAAAAGCAGAAGCAGACAAGAAGGAGGAGGAAAAGGAGGGAGAGGACAAGUCUCAGCCCCGCUCCAUACGGGAUCGCAGGCGGCCCCGCGAAAAGAGACGUUCCACUGGGGUGUCCUUCUGGAGUCAGGAUGGUGAUGAAAAUGACCCCGAUCAACAGUCGGACUCGGAGGAGGGCAACGCCAAGGGAGAGCCACAGAGUGACCGAUUGUUCAGGAAUGAGAGCACUUCAUCCUUAGAGCGUAAUGACACUCUUUUUACCCGUAGCUACGGUGAAAGUCAAAGGCCGUAUUCUAGCCGACUGGAUAAAGAUGACGCCACUGACUACAAGAAGCUCUACGAGCAAACAUUAGCUGACAACGAGAAGUUGAAGGCUCAGUUACGUGACACAGACCUGGAGCUGGCAGACUUGAAGUUACAACUAGAGAAGGCCACACAGAGGCAGGAACGCUACGCUGACCGAUCACAGCUUGAGAUGGAGAAAAGGGAAAGAAGAGCUCUAGAAAGGAAGAUUUCUGAGAUGGAGGAGGAACUUAAGAACCUCCCCCAGGUAAAGCAGGUUCAGGCCCUACGCCAGGUUAAGGAGCGGCUGCAGGCUGAGAACCGGGCCCUGGCCCGUGUGGUGGCAAAGCUCUCGCAGUCGGCCUGCAGCCAGCUGCCCACCGUCGACCUCUAAGCCACGUCCGUCUGUCCACCACCAUCUCCUGCUUCUUCUUCUCUCUUUUUCCUCUUCUGCUUCUUCUUCUCCUCCUUGUCCCCUCCCCCCUUGCAACCCCAUUCUUCUCAUGCUCCAUUCGUGCUCUGCCCCGCACCCAUAGACAGGCAGGUGUCCAGCCGUCCAGCAAUCACUGGUUUUGAAAAACAACCCUUUCUGCCCCCCUCUGCCUCCCCAGAGCUUUUUGUUUUCAGAGUGGGGAGGGUGUCUUUCUUUGGUUUUCACAGCAGGACACUGUCCUUUUGCAGUACACGCCUGUCAGGUGGUUUCCACACCUCUAAAACGCAUUAAAACAUUAUCCUAAAUAUUUCAAAUAACAUCUGAAUGAUAACAGAAUAAAGCAAAGCUCAGGUAAGUGUUUGCGGGUUGACAGGUCUGACUGUACUGUGAAGGAAAGUGUCCUCUUUGAAGUUUCUACUUGUGGUAAUUACUUCAGGGGGAGCUCAGUAGUUCUGUUUGGCUUGUUUUGGCUUCUUUGCAUGAAGUGGCUUCCUAUGGCAUCAACUCUUUGGACCCAAACCUUCAGAGACCAAACCCACCUUAUCCUCCCCUCCUUUUCUGUUGAGUUUACCAAAUGACAUCAACAAAUAUUUAAGAUUAAUGCAUACACGUAUGGUUUUACCUUAUAGUGUGUUCAGUGUCAUGAGUUAAACAAGCAGUCAGUCCUUAUAUGAAAUCAAGCAGGUCUCUGGGGCAGUCUCCUCUAAACACUGUAGAACAUGUCUUACGCCCUUGUACGAAUAUUUUUAAGUCAUUUAUUUAAUAAGCUAAUCAUAUUGAAAGCGUGCUGCUGUCCAAAUAGGAACUUUUCAAGUCUUUAUUGUGCUUUUAUGGGAGAUAUUUAAACUUUACAUCUGACAGCCAGUUCCAGGAUUUUAUAAAUUAUGGGGCAAGAGAAAGUCUGGCUUACUUACUACAGCUCAUUCAGCUCUGUGUUGCUGCCUGUAAUGCAUUAAUAUGCACAUGUUUAAAAGAAUGUGUUCUGAAGUUCAGUAGAUGUCAUAAAGAAGAGGAAACUGAUGCAUAAUCUGGCUUUAGUUAAGUU
Molecule: messenger RNA, 4416 nt
Organism: Pundamilia nyererei
Lineage: Eukaryota; Metazoa; Chordata; Actinopteri; Cichliformes; Cichlidae
Gene: ppp1r12a
Product: protein phosphatase 1, regulatory subunit 12A
Exons: 26
Coding region: 105-3332 (1075 amino acids)
Biological process (GO): signal transduction
Cellular component (GO): Z disc; cytoplasm; A band
Molecular function (GO): protein kinase binding; phosphatase regulator activity; enzyme inhibitor activity
Source: RefSeq, a predicted model, not a curated record